Messenger RNA from Rhipicephalus microplus (southern cattle tick), 4321 nucleotides. RefSeq lists its product as uncharacterized. The record is from RefSeq and is a predicted model, not a curated record. Lineage: Eukaryota; Metazoa; Arthropoda; Arachnida; Ixodida; Ixodidae.
ACCGUUACAGGCUGCGAAGUGAAAUCCCGAAAGACCAGUUGUCGGCGAGCCAGUCUCGCCCGUAUAAAACGCAAGCCGGUUUGCGCGGGCGUCUCUCUCCUUAGCGCUGCGCACGUCCGCGGGAGAGCGAGUGUGACGCAGAUACCGCUAGCCGACGGCCGGCGAACAACGGCUUCGACCGCAACUAGCCUCCGGCGAGAGCGGCCACGUUGCUGCCUACCAGCUUUCUUCGCGCGUAUCCGGGAAACAUGGCGUCGACCUGACCGGCCGGCGUUCCGCCCCGCGUUUUCAUCGCACGUAGAGACGAGAGAAGAAGACCCCUGUGUCUGCAGUGAGAGUGAGUGAAGUGACGAGGUAUUGUGCAAGUGACACGACAUUCGUCGCUUAUCGGUCUCCGAGUGCGCGCCUGCAGGAUUCUUCGCGCUCCCAUCUCGCUCAUCGUCGCGCGCUUUUGAAGGGCGCGGGGAGGCGACACAGCCGUAACCUUGCCAGACGGUGUUCUUGAGAGUAAAAGGAUUGCAUCGCUCUUCUUUCUUCUCUGCUCCGAAAACCGUCCCGGGACCAAACAACGGCCGGAUAAUGCACGUCAGGUGGGCCCUGGUGGCGAUGGCUGCCGCGGUGCUGUCGGCGCCAGGCAUGGCUGAAGACCUGGCGCGAGUGCAACGCCAGUCAAGGCCGCCGCAAGAUCCUUCGCACGACCCCAACUACAGCGUGUUCGUGCGGGCGCUGCCGCCUAACGCAAACCCUCCUGCAGGGCCCCAGCCACCCAACAGCCCGAUCCGGUUCGCGAACGACUUCGCCCAACCUGCGCAGCAGUCCCCGCCACCGCCUCAGUUCUCAGUGCGCAAUCAACCCCAGCACCAAUUCCAGCAACAGCUACCACAGCAACAGCCGCAGCAGCAUCCUCAGCAGCCGCAGCAGCAGCAGCAGCUGCUGCAAUUCCAGUUCAACCGCCAGCAGCAACCACAACAACAGCCGCUGUCCCCGCAACAACUUUUGCUUCAGCAGCAAUACCAGCAACAGCAGCAACAACAGCAGCAACAACAGUUUAGGCAGUUCCAGCAACAGAACCCGCAACACCAGCCACAAAUAUCAAUUCAACAGCCGCAACAACAGUUUCAGCAGCAGCAUGUGUUCAACAAUCAACAACAGCACCGUCAGCAACAGCCGCCCCCGCAGCAGCAGUUUAUCAAUUCGCAGCAGCAACAGCAGCAGUUUCCUCAGCAGCAUCAGCAACAGGUUCCUCAACAGCGCCAGCAGUUUAGCUUUUCCGACGGAAACCAGCAGGCCAACGUAGCCUUCGCGUUCCCGCAACAAGCAGCCGUUACGCCAUCGACUACACCGCAGCCACCUCCGGCGUUUCAGUCGUUUCCUAGACACUCGUUCUCAGUGUCCUCAUCUUCGUCAUCUGAGGAUGCACUGAGACAAGGUAAGAUCGUCGGUUCUAUUCAGCCACCAGCUCAGGUGAUCCAGAAGUCACCGGCCUCCGAAAUAGAGUCGAGCAAACAAGCUGAAGCCAAAGACAAGGCUGCCAAAGGCAAAGACAAAGACAAAGAUGAGUACGUGGUUUACUACUACUACUACUACGAUGACGACAACAAGAAGAACAAUCUGUCUCUGAAUUUCGACGACGUUCCCAGUCUUGAAGGUUUCGACAAGACCGACGGCUCUAAGCUGAAGGGUAAGAGUUCCACUCAAAGGCUGGCUUCGCCUAACCCGCAGAACAGGUUUGAGCCCAAGACAGUUACGACGAGCCCUCCAUCAGGGCAGCAACCAGCGCCACCUCCUGCUUUCCCUCUGGAACAAGGUGUCACGACCGCUCCACAGACUGUCACCCAAGUCUCAGUGUCAGUGUCUGUCUCCGAAGGAACACACGCCUUGCUUCCAAGUCAACCGUUUGAGGCCAAGCGUCCGCCACUUGCGGGCCCACCGAGCUUAGAGUUCACAGGAGCGAAGUUGGUGCCGGAUCCCGGUGUCCUGCUCGGUCCUGCACCUGACGUGCGCGGACUUGUCACACCUCAGGGUUCGUCCGUGUCCACGGUGCCACCGUCAACGGACACGCACGUAGUUAACGAGAUCAGUGGCAGGAAAGGAGCCGACCUUUUAACUACAUCUGCUGAGACUACUACUCCGACAACAACCACCUCGACAACGGAGCCACCAACAACACUGGCUCCAACGACAACCACAACUGAGGAGCCAACGACCACGACUGAGAAGACGAAGAGGCCUUUCGGCAACCGGAGGCGGUUCGGAGGAGCGCACGGGGCCGGUCCUCACAUUAGAGGGCCCGGUUCUCGCAAGUCUCACACUACUUCCACAACGACGACGCCGGCUACAUCAUCCACGCGGAGACUGCUCGGAGGACUGCGACGCAACCGACCGACGCCACGAUCACCAUCUAGCAGGCUCCAGUUCGGCCGGCGUCCUUCGCCAAUCCACUCGAGGCACCAGAAGGAGGAAGAGCCCGAGGAAGAGGAGGGCGCGUCGUCCCCAGCGGACGCAGAGCCAACAACCACCACUGCUGCAUCUACAAGCAAUGGCAAGAAGCGCUUCGGUGGUGGCAGUCGCUUCGGUGGAAAGUCUUCGAGGACGAGGGGUUCUAGCACGGCGACGGCGUCUUCGACAACGGCGGCACCGAAAAGGCCGGUAGCCCGGCCCAGUUCGGGAGCCCUGUUCGGACGCACCAACCGCGGUUCCAGGCCCCGCACGCCGUUCACCCGCCACCGCCCUGGUCACAAGAAGGUCGAAGAGGAAGAGAAGCCAGAAGAGAACGAGGAGUCUUCGCCAGCGACCACGCCAGAGAACAAGGAAGAGGCUUCGGCAGCAUCCACGGAGACGGCCUCCAAGCACGAGGAAACAGCGGCAGCUGCGUCCGAGUCGGAGGCCACGUCUGAAGAUAGCCACGCCACGGAGGCGCCCGCCGUCACUCCAGAAAGCAAGCCGGCACACGGCAGGAAUCGCUUCGGGUCCAGACCACGACCCCCGCUUUUCGGAGGCCGGCCGCGACCAACCUUGGGACGAUGAGUGGUGAACCGUGAAAUGCGCACGUGAGAUCACGAGAACACAUGUCGUGAGACUCUCCGCUCUAUUCACGCGCAGUGGCCGUGUCAAUGGUGCGAUGCUGCGGUUACACAGAACGCGGUCGAUCAGCUCACACCAAGUCGCCAGCAAACUAGUGUCGUAUAAUUUUUCUUCUAACGUCGCCCCUUUGACAAGGCCGCAGUUCCGGAGCAUCUGUCAUGUCCCCCAAGUGCUACGGAUCGCGAUCAGUGGUCGGGCAAUGCGUGAAGGCAAUGCAUCUGUCGUGUCGUCUCAGUCCAUCCGUAAAAGUCGUUCGGAAGAGCCCGAAUUCCUGUUCGCAUUAUCAAAGAAGCGAUCGGGGCAAUACGCCUGAACAAGUCCAGGAGCUAAAACACAUAAGUAACAAGAGAGUGUGCAGGCACAAGGGAGGCCCAGAAUUUGCUGUAUGCUUCAGAAACACGUAGCUGUUAACAGUCGAGUGUAUUCGUUCCGGGGAAGUAACAAAAAUAUUAUGCAAGUUUUCUCAACGCUCUCUAUAAGAUGGACUCACUAUAGGGGCGUCGCAUCAGAACGUAUGUCUCACAGCUUCCACCACCGAAACACGAUGGCAGCGAAAGGAGAUGAUGCUGAGUGCAUUUUUUUUCUUAAAAAGAACUUUCAAAUAGCCCGAAAGUGAACAUUCUUUUCCAACCUAAAAAUAUUCGAGAGAGAGACAAGCGAUUUAGGAGGCUCUGCUUUAAUGUUCUGCACCACCGCUGCCCGAAGCUUUUCUCAUCUUAAAGUUUCUCGGAGUAAUGUACAAUUUUUCAAAAUAUAGACCUCGCCAAGGUACGUGCGGCACUAAGCUGCAGCGCACUCGUAAGUGCACUGCAUACCCUGUAAAUAUUACUGCAUGCUGUGCACUGCUCUGCACUUAAGCCGUUGAUAACGCUCACGUAUAUGUCGUAUUGGCCGCGAAGCACGUGAUGCAAGUGGCUCUCAGCGCAGUGGCCUAGCAACGACAAUCGAAAGCGUUGUUCGUUCGUUUCAGUGCCAUGUUGAGACACACUUCCAUUAGAUAUACCCUUGACGACGGUUUAACUGCAACGGUGACGACGCCGCUGGUUUCUGUUAGAAGUCUCAAAUGGUUUCUACCAGUGGGAAAAACAAACAAAAAACGCGUCGCGUUACACGUGUGCGCUGACGUCAGCGGAAGAAAGCGGCCAACAUUCUACGUAUGACUGUACGAGUGCUUUGAUUGUUGUAUGUUAUUUUUUUUCGCAAGAGGAUUUCAUAAAGUGUUAUUUCGCUUACAGCU